Pongo pygmaeus (Bornean orangutan) is the source of this 2594-nucleotide messenger RNA. It is a transcript of the gene NECAP1, whose product is annotated as NECAP endocytosis associated 1. Gene Ontology annotation, biological process: endocytosis. Gene Ontology annotation, cellular component: membrane; clathrin vesicle coat. NCBI's taxonomy places the organism in Eukaryota, Metazoa, Chordata, Mammalia, Primates, Hominidae. Bases 87 to 914 code for a protein of 275 amino acids. The transcript has 8 exons. The record is from RefSeq and is a predicted model, not a curated record.
AAGUUGUCGCGCUUUGCAUCUCCACCUCCGGUGCUCCGCCCCCGGUUUUACGUUUCGCCCCCGGCAGCGCGGACAGCGGAGCCAAGAUGGCGGCCGAGUUGGAGUACGAGUCUGUGCUGUGUGUGAAGCCGGACGUCAGCGUCUACCGGAUUCCGCCCCGGGCCUCCAACCGCGGUUACAGGGCAUCUGACUGGAAAUUAGACCAGCCUGAUUGGACUGGUCGCCUCCGAAUCACUUCAAAAGGGAAGACUGCCUAUAUCAAACUCGAGGAUAAAGUUUCAGGGGAGCUCUUUGCUCAGGCACCAGUAGAACAAUAUCCUGGUAUUGCUGUGGAGACAGUGACAGAUUCCAGCCGCUACUUUGUAAUCCGGAUCCAGGAUGGUACUGGGCGCAGUGCUUUCAUUGGCAUUGGCUUCACAGAUCGGGGAGAUGCCUUCGACUUUAAUGUCUCCUUGCAGGAUCACUUCAAGUGGGUAAAGCAGGAAUCUGAGAUUUCCAAGGAAUCUCAAGAAAUGGAUGCUCGUCCUAAGUUGGAUCUGGGCUUCAAGGAAGGACAAACCAUCAAGUUGAGUAUCGGGAACAUUACAAACAAGAAAGGAGGUGCUUCCAAGCCCAGGACUGCAAGGGGUGGGGGCCUGAGCUUACUCCCACCCCCGCCAGGAGGCAAAGUCACUAUUCCCCCACCAUCCUCCUCAGUUGCCAUCAGCAAUCAUGUCACCCCACCACCCAUUCCGAAAUCUAACCAUGGAGGCAGUGAUGCAGAUAUCCUUUUAGAUUUGGAUUCUCCUGCUCCUGUCACGACACCAGCACCAACUCCAGUUUCUGCAAGCAAUGACUUGUGGGGAGACUUCAGCACUGCAUCCAGCUCUGUUCCAAACCAGGCACCACAGCCAUCCAACUGGGUCCAGUUCUGAAUGGCAUUGGCAGGACAUUAAGGACAGACUUGAGGAAUAAAAAUGACCUUGAGGGCACCAAUCUGUGAGGGAAGUUAGGAACCCAUUUCCUCCCCAGAAUCAAAAUGACUGGACAAUCUUUUUCAUAGCUUCUCCAUCACAUUCAAGCUGGUUUAUGUCACUCCCCUGUGUUGUUACUUGUACAGCCAAGAAAGUAUCUGUUAAUCUCCUGCUUAGUACCAAGGUAGGGGACUAGUGAAUCUUAUCAUAGUUUUGGCUGACUAUGCAGGGCUCAAAAGGCCAGCGUCUGUUUGAGGGGGAAUGACCUCUGACAUCUGUAAAAUUUGUCUCAUCUUUUAAAUUCUUUAACUUAUUUCAAAAUCAUCUCAUGACCCUCGUGUGCCUCUUUGUGAAGCCCUAUUUAGCAAUUUCAGGGGAGUCAAAAACCUUGCAACUUCCUUCUCCACUAACCCAGGACUAAAAAUGGACAGGCUGACCUUAGUGUUUACAAAUUCAGAAUUUUGAUAGGGGUAGAUAUGGAGAAAGACCUAUUUCCUGGGUCUCUGCUGUGUAGUCUCCUUCAGGCUUAUUGUACACAGUGAACAUCCAGUGCUGGGUGCAGCUCCAUCACCCUCUUGUGUGUUUACAUGUCUCUUUCUAUGAUAAGAGGGUUGUGUUGGUGGCACCUCCACUACUCUUUUCUGUUUGUUGAAUUUGAAUUGUGUAACAUCUUUGACCAGUGGGUGUUUCUGUAAUGAAGGAGGUUCAAGAGGCUGUGCUUUCCAAGUGAUAGUCUAUAGGAAUGUUUGAUUUCUUGCAGCUCCAUCUGGUUGCUGCAUUUGAAGCAUGGCAUUAAUUUGUAUUUGCCCUGUUGUUUGACCUUAAGUUGAAGGGUUUAGAGUUUUUAACCUGAUCUGUAGAGCAGAGAGGUUGAAAGCACUUAACUCUUGUUUAGUAUCCUCAUUGCCUUGCUGCCUGGGUAUCUGGCCCCUUUUCAUAAACAUUUCUUUUCAGUUCAUGUAGUUCUUUAAUAGAAAGCUGCUAUUAUGUAUAUUGUCAUUUGUGAAGGAAGUUGGAGAGUCACAGAUUUACUGUGACAGGUUUUGCCCAAGUCUUUGAUACCUGUCACCCAGGGUAUCUUAAAAGCAAGUUGUUCUCCCACUACUUUCCUUUCCCUCUGCCCUGCCAUUCCUUUUACAAUGCUGUGAAAAAAGUUCUGCUUCUUAGGUGAAUGGGUACUUUCUAUUUUGUUUCUAAAUGAGCAAUUUUGAGGAUGAAAUGGGAAGAUAUCAUUUCUUCCUUUUUGCACCUAUUGGGUAUGUACACUCUGGCUGAAGGGAGUCCUUAUGUUUAGUUUCAAAAUAUAUUACUUUCCUGGAUUCCCUUCUUAACGUUUUCUGACUUUGGGUCCAUUUUCUUUUCAUUGCCUCCUUUUCCAGGCAGCUCUAUUCUUGCAGAGCCAUGGCAGGACAUAUUAAAAUUCCAGUAGAAAACACUAAAAGGAAAGUCUGUAGAAUCACUAGUGACUAAAUACUGGGAACCUAUUUUCUCAAUCUUCCUCCAUGUUGUGUUCUUUGUAUUCUCAAGAUGAUAAUAUAUUAUGUAUUUGAAUUCCUGAAAAAUGGAAAAUGUUUAAGAUAUAUGUAUAUAAAGCAUAUGCUGUAUUGGUGCAAUAAUGGUAAUUAAAAAUAUGAAAAAGUG